Messenger RNA from Harpegnathos saltator (Jerdon's jumping ant), 2480 nucleotides. Its product is annotated as zinc finger protein 271. Bases 316 to 1839 code for a protein of 507 amino acids. The record is from RefSeq and is a predicted model, not a curated record. NCBI's taxonomy places the organism in Eukaryota, Metazoa, Arthropoda, Insecta, Hymenoptera, Formicidae. The transcript is spliced from 5 exons.
UCAUUGGCUACUGCAAUAUUCCCUAACCAACUUCUGCGCGCUGCAAGUGUUGUCGCGUCCUGUGUGCAUUUGGCCUAUGCUUUAUUCCAAUUGUGUUCCCGCACAUUGCGCAUGUGGAAUGUGCUGAACCAUUUACUAUACGAUAUAUUGUUGUUAGUUGGUUGUCUGUAUCGCUGAUAAAUUUAGUUUUUCCGCGUCAACUGCGGCGAAAUUUAAGUUUUGUUUUUAGGUUAUCCGAAACUAAUACAUGGUGUCGAGUUAAUAAUAUAACAUCAUCCCUUAUAUUUUGUGCGCAAGGAACUACUUUAGUAAGAUAUGAUGAUAACCUGUUCAGCUAAGGGCUGUCCUUCUAGCCAAACUACAAAGAUUGAUGGCAGGCCGAUUUCAUUUUAUGCUUUCCCAGAAGAUGAUUUUAGAAAAGAUCAAUGGCUUCAUAAUUGCAAUCUGGCAUCUGGUGUCAUUGAUAAGGAACCCAUGUAUCUUUGUGAGCUGCAUUUUGAAAGAGUCAAUUUUACUACAUCCAGGGAUUUGAAGUCGACUGCUGUCCCUACUUUGUUUGGUAGAAUAGAAGAACCUCCUAGAAAACAUAAAGCUGAAAAUACACUACAAACAAUGCUGGUAAAAGUACCACCCUCAAAGCAGAAAAAAUUAGAUGAGCAGUCACAUACUAUAGCAGUGUCAUCUGAAAAUUUAUUCACACAACAUAUGGAUAAUAUUGAAGAUUCAGCUACUGGAAAUAAGAUGGAUGUAUUGAUUAAUAAUGUGACAGCUAUGAAUGGUUCCACUAUAUCAACUGCUACAGAUGGAAAUUGUGAGAAAAAUAAGGAAAUAUAUCGUUUGACAAUACAAAUUGAUAAGAUACGAGGUAGACCGGGUCCACGAUGUAAAAAACUAGUGCCUUUAUUGAUGUUUAAUAAUAACAUGAAAGAUUUAACAAUAAGCGAAUAUGGAAUCCGAGAGAAAAUACAGUCAUUGCAGAAUGUUGUGAAGAAAACCUGUGUGAGAGGUAGCUGCAAAAUAAGAAAAUGUAUAUACAAUUCGAAACCAGCGUUUCAAUGUGAGCUGUGCAACAGAUAUUAUGUCACAAGGAAAGAUGUCUAUGAUAACAAGGAGGACUCUGUAUACCACACAACUUCUUCCAGCUCGCAGUUAUUAAAUGUUCACGCCAAGAAGUAUCUUAUUUGUGACAUAUGUCACACAGAAAGUAACACUCAGUUGAUAUAUGAUAAGCAUGUGAGGUAUCAUGUUAGUACUGAUCCCUCAUAUCCAUAUAAAUGCCACCUAUGUACAAAGGUAUUUGAACUGAAAGAGGAUGUUAAACAUCAUUGUUUAAAUGAGCAUCCUAAGUUAAGGACCUUGAACACCUUACAUCAACUCAUUUCACCUGUGAAAAUAUCUGCUCAUCAAAGCGAUUACCAGUGUACGAGUUGUAAUGUCACUUUUAGUAAUGAGCAAACUUAUAGGAAUCAUGUAAACUCUCAUAAAAAGAAAGAGAGCUUGAGAGCUAAUAUUAAUGAGACCAACAACAUAUUUCCGAUGCCAAAUCCUUUAACAGGUAGUCAAAUAGGCAUUCUACAGCCAGUAAAGUUUAGCUGCAAUGUAUGCUCCAAAGAAUUUGAUAAUGUUGGUGAAGUUGAUAUACAUACGAGAACUCACUUGGAGGACGUUAAAGAGGGCCUUAAAUGCAAUAUUUGCAAAAAAUAUUGUAAGAACAACACAAUAUACACCGAGCAUUUGAAACAACAUCUUUCACGUGCAUAUCCCUGUUCAAUUUGUUCGAAGGCCUUUAUUAAUAGAACUACACUGAAAAUACAUCAAAAGACGCAUGGUGAAGUGUAAGUUGCAAUACUGUGUUUAUAUUUUGACACUGUCACACUUAACGUGCAAAUAUUUUUCAAAGCACUCAUACAAAACUAAUUACGCAGUUAAGUUUUAUUCAUACAUAUAUAGCUGGCACAGUCAAUAUUUUAAUCAAACAUUUCCUGCAUAAAUAUACUGAUUACAUACAUGAUGUAUAUUUAAAAAAUGACAUACUAUCUACACGUACUAUCUACUUCGUAUAUGAUUGCAUCGAAACGGCAAAAAAUCGUAGAAUAUUUUCUAAGUAAAGUUGUGUUUGAUUGUGUAUGCUUUAUAUAAUUUAUCCUUUUGGCAUCUUCCUUAUGCAGUUGUAACGAUAGAAAUUCGUUUUUUUUUUAAGAGAUGCAUCAACGCAAAUGAAUUUUUGUAAAUAUCCAAUCUAUGCAUCAUACGAUUGUUACAUUUCCUUACAGUUUCUUAUAAUCGACAUAUGUUAUUAUAAACAUCUUAUAAUAUCGUGUUUUGUAAAUCAUUAUGUAUGCAUUGUUUUAUAAGAUUUAUAAGUGAAGGAAACUUUUUUAAACGUCAUUAACUAUCAAUAUACUUAUGUACCACAAUAGUUCUCAUCCAAUUAUAUGUUAUAAGAAUCGUCAAUAAGUGAAACAUAUACGAAUAAAUGU